UAGCCUUCAAUUCUCACUAGCUUGCUUCUCUUUUCUUACGAGAGUUAAGGAAGACAGAUUAUAUAUAUGGGUCCUGUGAAGUGUGCUUACUUAGCACUGCUGCUGUUUCUCUCUGCUGCAUGCCUGUGGAAGACCUCCGACGCACAUUCCCCUCGUCAAUUAGAGGGGAAUGCUGCUGUGACAAGAAUUCAAGCUGUUUCGACCGUAAAUGGAGAUCAUAUUCAAAUGGUCAGUCCUCCUGAUAUUGCUACCAAGGAGAACAGGCUAGGAGGAAGGAAACUGGCGGUUCAGAAAGUUAAAGCGGUGAAUGGUGCGACUGCUGUAAGGAGCUCAAACCAGCUUGAAGGGAACUGUGGUGGUGAUCAAGUGAAGCAGGGUAGUCAUGUAGAGUGUAACCAACAAAGUGGUACUGGAUUUGAGGGAGUUGAUGAGUCUGGUUUUGUAGCUUUUAAUGAGGAUUACCAUGCUCCAAGGCACCACCCGCCUAAGAACAACUAA
Messenger RNA from Rosa rugosa (rugosa rose), 498 nucleotides. RefSeq lists its product as uncharacterized. The transcript is spliced from 3 exons. Lineage: Eukaryota; Viridiplantae; Streptophyta; Magnoliopsida; Rosales; Rosaceae. Gene Ontology annotation, molecular function: growth factor activity. Bases 67 to 498 code for a protein of 143 amino acids. The record is from RefSeq and is a predicted model, not a curated record. Gene Ontology annotation, biological process: cell differentiation; positive regulation of gene expression; regulation of root meristem growth.